CUGGUCAAAAAAGUACCUUUAGGGCAACAGCUGCACGUAUCGAUGUUACACAAAUGGGACACAUAAUCGUUCGUAUGAGAGAUUAUCCCGAUACGUAUUUAAUCACUUUGCCAUCUUUACAAAUUCUUGGACUAUGGAGGGGCGCUCCAUAUGUAGAAUUAAGCGGCACAAGUGUAAUUCAAUCUCAAAAUUAUAGUACAGUUAUUGAAUUCAGCGGAAAAGGUUGGAUUUCUGGAGAGAAACAUACAUUCUCUGCAAUUACAAGUCGUAUUGGAGAAAAGGAACAUUUGUAUACGAUUUUUGGAAAUUGGGGAGGGAAAUCUAUUAAAGAAAAUCAUCAGACUAAAGAGAAGACUGAAUUUUUUAACGUUGAGACAUCCCAAAGAGCUGAACCUAUUAUAAAACCAGUGGAAGAACAAAAUUCUAUGGAAAGUAAAAAUAUUUGGCAAUAUGUUGCCAAGGCGAUCAAUGAAGGUGAUUUUGCGACUGCUUCUAAAUUAAAGGCUGAGAUUGAACAACGUCAACGUGACAAAGUUAAACGUGGAGAAAAGACUAUUUCGCAAUAUUUUUAUUGGUUGCCCGAAGAUAAAGAAUUCCUUAGUCUUUAUAGAUUGAUUAAUAAUAGACUACAAUUAGAUGGAAAAAAUAGGGAAACUGGAAGUUGGGUUUAUAAGAAAUUAUCAUUUUGUAAAUACAAGUGUGAAGAUAAUGAGACUAAUGAUAAUCUCAAAGACAAUUAA
This is a messenger RNA of Diversispora eburnea, 740 nucleotides long. NCBI's taxonomy places the organism in Eukaryota, Fungi, Glomeromycota, Glomeromycetes, Diversisporales, Diversisporaceae. The record is from the annotation of a GenBank genome assembly.